Molecule: messenger RNA, 450 nt
Organism: Ostreococcus lucimarinus CCE9901
Lineage: Eukaryota; Viridiplantae; Chlorophyta; Mamiellophyceae; Mamiellales; Bathycoccaceae
Exons: 1
Coding region: 1-450 (149 amino acids)
Source: RefSeq, a predicted model, not a curated record
AUGACGAGAGAUGAGAUCGAGAGCGAGUUCGAGCUCGUGGAUGCGAGCGAUGUGCCGACGAUCGGGUGGUGGGACGCCUCGCGAGGGUGCGAGACGGUGGCGGAGGCGCAGACGCGCGCGCGCGGCGUGGCGAAGUAUUUAAUGCACAAGGCGCGCGCGAUGGCGGCGGGUGAGGAGGAAGAGAUGGACGUGUGCAUCGUCACGCACGGAAUGUUUAUCGAUAUGCUGCUCAAGACGCUGUUCGAUGUGCCGAGAACGCGAGGAAAGCAGGGGGCGCUGUUUUGCUCGCAAAACGCGUGCGUGCACGAACUUCAUCUUGACAUCGCCGAAGACGGCGAUUCGGUGGGAUUGCAGGUGUUUAACGACGUCACGCACAUUCCCGAAGAGGCACGCUCGGGUGGCACCGUCGACGGGCUCUCGGAGGCGUACACGAACGAAGGUUCGGCGUGA